CAAAAGCUGCAUUUUCCUGGGAAACCCUUUUUUUCAUUUUAUCGGGAAAACCAAUCCCCCUUUCUUGCCAGGGGGGUUUCUAGACCAAAGGCAAUUCACCAAUCCCUUUCAAUCACAGAUACAAGUGAUAAAAAUGGCUAAAGCUCAAAAGGGUCUUUUACAAUCCAAUACAACAUGUGAAUCUCUUCUUGACGAACUUCAGAUAAUUUGGAAUGAAGUCGGGGAGUCUGACACCGAAAAAGAUAGAAUGUUGUAUGAGCUUGAAGAAGAGUGUGUAGAAGUAUAUAGAAGAAAGGUAGAUAAAGCAAAUCGGUCUAGAGCUCAACUAAGGCAGGAGAUUGCUGAUUCCGAGGCAGAGCUUGCAUGUAUCUGCUCAGCAAUGGGAGAGCGACCAGUGCAUUUUAGGCAGUUUGACAAAAACGCUGGAAGCUUGAAGGAAGAGCUGGCAAGAGUUCACCCAGAGCUGGAGGAAAUGCGAAAAAGGAAGUUUGAGCGUAGAAAUCAAUUUAUAGAAGUUCAAGAACAGAUUCAAAGUAUCUCAAAUGAGAUUUAUAGUACAGGAGAAUAUAUUACAGCUGUUGUAGAUGAAACUGAUUUGUCAUUGAGAAAGCUUGAAGAAUUGCACAGAGAGCUCCUUGCACUUCAGAAGGAGAAGAGUGAACGCCUCAAAAAGGUUCAAGCCCAAAUGUAUACAUUGAAUUCUCUCUGUUCAGUGCUUGGUUUGGACUUCAAGCAGACAGUCAGUGGAGUCCAUCCUAGCUUAGGAAUUUCAGAAGGUCCUAGGACUGUCAACAGUGAAACCAUAAAUCAAUUGGCUAUUGCCAUACAAGAACUGCGAAAAGUUAAACUACAGAGAAUGCAAAGGCUUCAAGAUAUAGCUUCAACAAUGUUGGAGCUCUGGAAUUUGAUGGAUACGCCUGUUGAAGAGCAACAGAUGUUUCAGAAUGUUACUUGUAAUAUAGCUGCUUCAGAAGAUGAAGUAACUGAACCAAACAGCUUGUCUGAGAACUUCAUCAAUUAUGUCGAGGCAGAAGUAUCCAGGUUGGAAGAGUUAAAAUCAAGCAAAAUGAAAGAGCUUGUUUUGAGGAAAAGAGCAGAGCUAGAGGAGAUAUGUCAAAAGACUCAUUUGAUUCCAAAUAUUGAUAGUGCAGUGGAACACGCUGUUGAAGCGAUAGAGUCUGGAGCGGUAGACCCAGCUUGUUUGCUCGAACAACUUGAACUUCAGAUUGCCUCUGCAAAAGAGGAAGCUUUUGUCAGAAAAGAAAUACUUGAAAGAGUUGAGAAAUGGUUAGCAGCAUGUGAAGAAGAAUCUUGGCUCGAGGAGUACAACAUGGAUGAAAAUCGAUACAAUGCUGGGAAAGGUUCUCAUCUUACUCUCAAGCGAGCGGAGAGAGCCCGUGCCUUGGUCAGCAAACUUCCAGCAAUGGCAGAGGCUUUAACAUCAAAAACUAUAGCAUGGGAAAAGGACAGAGGCAUUGAGUUCACAUAUGAUGGUACCUGUCUGCUCUCUAUGCUUGAGAACGACUCGCUAUCACGGCAAGAGAAGGAGCAAGAACGUCGUAGGCAGAGGGAACUGAAGAAACUUCAGGGACAAAUCACAGCGGAAAAGGAAGUACUCUACGGGACAAAGGUAAGCCCUUCAAAGACCCAGAAUGCAAAAAAGACACCAAGGAGUGGAAGCGCAGCAUGUAGAAGAAUCUCCCUUGGAUGCCAGACACCAAAAUCUGAUUCGAAACCUUAUCAGUCACAGUUAUCCUUCACAAAGAGGACAGAAAAAGCCCACCAAAAUGAUCGACUAAAUAAUCUGGAUGAUGAUGUUUCAUGUUUAUCAUCAGCUAGAAAAGGACUUGAUACUGCUGGUGUUCCUAUGAAAAAAUUCUCUACUGGUGCUGAGAGUGUUCGUAUAAUGGAAUCUCCUUCUACCCGCCAACCUUUUUCCCCCAUCUCUUUAAUGGUAUCAUUAGCUAAAGAUGCAAAUGCUGUAGACGAUAUACAGAACAAGAAGUUGCAGAAAACAUUAGUAGUUAGCAAUUUUCCAUCCAUCACUACUACAUCAAAGACAACCAUAGUGGUGGAUGAAGAAAAUAGAACUCCUAUGAAUACGUCCAUGACUCCAACCCCUGCCUCAGUUCCUUAUGGAGAAGAGACCGAAUACUCCUUUGAGGAAAGAAGGCUCGGUUUGUGUUAGCAUAACUGGUUUGUUUGGUUUUCCAGAUUACAUAUUACACAGUUAUUGUAGUUACCUGUAAAUGAUAAUCACAAGUCAAAUGUAAUUGGCUUCCCGAUUAUGUACAUAAUCUCAGAAGGGGGCUUGGACUGUGGUGUGGAAAGUACAUAUUAAUGAUAAAUCUUGCAAUCUAA
Molecule: messenger RNA, 2361 nt
Organism: Vigna unguiculata (cowpea)
Lineage: Eukaryota; Viridiplantae; Streptophyta; Magnoliopsida; Fabales; Fabaceae
Gene: PLE
Product: Microtubule associated protein (MAP65/ASE1) family protein
Biological process (GO): microtubule cytoskeleton organization
Cellular component (GO): spindle; cytoplasm
Molecular function (GO): microtubule binding
Source: RefSeq, a predicted model, not a curated record